UAUAGGAGGAGUAAAGAUGGCGGAUAACGGCGGCGUAGACCCUGUGAAUAACAACAAUAAUAAAAAUACCGCUUCAGAUGGGACUAUAAUAAAAGUCACAGUUAAAACCCCAAAGGAUAAGGAGGAAAUCGCCAUCUCGGAGGAUGCCUCAGUCACACAGUUCAAGGAAGAGAUUUCCAGGAGGUUCAAGGCCAAGCAGGACCAACUUGUGCUGAUCUUUGCUGGCAAGAUACUGAAGGAUGGGGACACACUCAACCAGCAUGGCAUUAAGGAUGGCCUGACAGUUCACCUGGUCAUCAAGACAGCACACAAGGCAGCAGAUGGCGCUGGUUCGCAGGCUUCUGCCUCCUCCAGCUCAAGUGCACCCCAGGUGAGCAGCAGCAGCACCAACCCUGCCAGCCCGAGCCCAGCAGUCAGCUCCUCACCUGCUGGGUCCAACAGCAGUGGCUCCACGACAGCCCCCACACAGCCAGCCAACAUACUGACGGGCUUCGGGGACCUGUCCAGCCUGGCCGGCCUGGGCAUGGGCUCGGCGAACUUCAUGGAGCUCCAGCAGCAGAUGCAACGGCAGCUGAUGUCCAACCCGGAGAUGCUGUCCCAGAUCAUGGAGAACCCGCUGGUGCAGAACAUGAUGUCCAACCCGGACCUGAUGCGGCAGAUGAUCGUGGCCAACCCGCAGAUGCAGCAGCUGAUGGAGCGGAACCCUGAGAUAUCGCACAUGCUGAACAACCCCGAGCUCAUGAGACAGACGAUGGAGCUGGCGCGGAACCCAGCCAUGAUGCAGGAGAUGAUGCGGAACCAGGACCGAGCGCUUAGCAACCUGGAGAGCAUCCCGGGGGGCUACAACGCCCUGCGCAGAAUGUACACGGACAUCCAGGAGCCCAUGUUCAGCGCUGCUCGUGAGCAGUUUGGAAACAAUCCAUUUUCUGCCCUUGGUGGGAACUCGGAGGGUACUGGGGUGCAGCCCUCCAGGACGGAGAAUCGCGAACCCUUGCCCAACCCCUGGGGCACCCCAGGCACAGCAGCACCUUCCGAGGGCGGAGGCGGGACAGGCACCUCCACCACCUCUUCCCAAAGUGGGACCACCCCCAGCAUCUCCAACCCCCUUGGCAUCAGCGCCGCCAGCCUGGGCAAUGGCAUGUUCAGCAGCCCCGGCAUGCAGAGCCUGCUGCAGCAGAUCUCUGAGAACCCGCAGCUGAUGCAGAACAUGCUGUCUGCGCCGUACAUGCGCAGCAUGAUGCAGUCGUUGGCGCAGAACCCGGACAUUGCCUCACAGGUGAUGAUGAACAACCCCCUCUUUGCCGGAAACCCCCAGUUGCAGGAGCAGUUCAGACUGCAGCUGCCCAUCUUCCUGCAGCAGAUGCAGAACCCGGAGGCGCUGUCUGUGAUGACGAACCCGCGGGCCAUGCAGGCUCUCCUGCAGAUCCAGCAGGGGCUGCAGACGCUACAGACGGAGGCCCCGGGACUCAUGCCAAGCCUGGCUCCUGGAGGACUUCCAACAGCCCCUCUGUCCACGGGAGUGGGUGUGGCCCCAGAGAGCACCACGCCUGCUGGUGGUGGCUCCACCCCUGCCUCUGGGACCAACACUGCCCAGCAGCAGCUCAUGCAACAGAUGUUACAGAUGUUCGCUGGAGGAGGUGCAUCGACCCAGACCCCAGAGGUGCGAUUUCAGCAGCAGCUGGAACAGCUGAGCGCCAUGGGCUUCAUCAACCGCGAGGCCAACCUGCAGGCCCUCAUCGCCACAGGGGGCGACAUCAACGCCGCCAUCGAGAGACUGCUCGGCUCCCAGCCCUCCUAAACGGAGAGCUACCAGGGUGGGGUGGGGUGGCUGGGGGGAGGAACCAUAGACAAAAAGUAUCAAAGAACUCAAAUUAAAACACAGUCCAACACAGAACAGCUCCACCGUGGUGCACGGCUUGUGGGCAAGUCCCUAACCCCACCCCUCCGCCCCUGCCCCCUUACUCACUCAUCCUAGUCCUGUCUGACCAUUGGUCAGGCCUCUGCCCUGUCCACCACAUGAGAUCUGGCCUUGACCUCCCAUUAGAGGCUGAAUUCCAUCUCUCUCAUUGACUUCUCCUGGGGUGGGGCGGGGAAAUGGGGUGACACCUGUGCCCCUGUUCAUUUUUGGGGGAGAGGGCAGUCGUGCCGCCGUAGAAUGACUCCACUGCCAACACCAUCCCCGCAAAACAAGCAGACGCCUCCCACAAAUUGAGAGAAAAAGUUCAGGGUUUGCUGCUUCUAGCUCAAGAUGACCUGUCAAUUACCGGUUUUUAAUUCCGACAUUCUGUCAGGCGGUGGCCCAGGACCCAACACCUUCUGAUCAUCUGUGAUGAAGUGUAGAACAUGUAGGGAUGUAGGGGGAAAAAAAUCAGUCGGGGUUCUUAGAACACUGAGAGAAAGGGCUUUCAUUUCCUUGGAGAGUCUUGCCCCUGUUCCCUUUUUUUCUAGUCUGAGUUCAUGCCUGCUUGACUUCACUAUUUAUUGCAAGUGCUCUAGAAGUUUCCCUCUGCACCCCCCAUCCCCUCCCUUGCCAUAGCCGCCUCCUGUUUUUAGACCCCCCACCACCCCCAUUCUGAAGUGUCAUUCCAAAUCCAAUGAUGAUGUGGCCAUUGGAAAUCCCCCCCUAGGCACUGUAGCGCCCCCUGGCUGUGGUGACUCCCCCCACCCUUUGGGAACAUGAUUGGUUUUCAGGGGCAGAAGUGAAAACAAGGCACUCUGUGGAAAUUCAGAUCGCUUUAAUCAAGAGGCGAGUCAGCAGUCCCAUGAUGAAGGUUAUUGGGAGGGUGGGGGAUAUGUGACAGACAUCAAUAAACUGGUUUUAAAGCUGGAGACAGGUGGUUGAAGACAGAUUUCUUUCUUUUAUUUUAAUCUGAUCACAUGUAUUUUCAUUUGAGGUGCUAUAGUGCCUAGAAAUGACCUGUUGUGUAUCUCAUUUUAAUCUCCUUUAAAAAGAAAAAGAAACAAAAGCUUUACAUUUUGUAUGGUGGCACCAUACCGUAAAUUCUAGGUUGCUCUUCAGAUCUCAGCCUUGUAGUUGUGGUAACCUUGGUAACGGCUCUAAAGCUUUGCUUCUUUUGUUCACCUCAGAGCUCCAAUCCAUCACCUGAUUGAACAUGUUGAAACUAACGUUUAACAGUACUGUACUAAAAAUAAACAAGGUUGGUCAAUAUGCUCGCUAUCUUCAGAGUGUUGCUC
Messenger RNA from Megalops cyprinoides (Indo-Pacific tarpon), 3195 nucleotides. RefSeq names its product ubiquilin 4 (gene ubqln4). The record is from RefSeq and is a predicted model, not a curated record. The coding region runs from base 17 to 1798 and encodes 593 amino acids. Gene Ontology annotation, biological process: ubiquitin-dependent protein catabolic process. Lineage: Eukaryota; Metazoa; Chordata; Actinopteri; Elopiformes; Megalopidae. The transcript has 11 exons. Gene Ontology annotation, cellular component: cytosol. Gene Ontology annotation, molecular function: polyubiquitin modification-dependent protein binding.